Molecule: messenger RNA, 437 nt
Organism: Pneumocystis carinii B80
Lineage: Eukaryota; Fungi; Ascomycota; Pneumocystomycetes; Pneumocystales; Pneumocystaceae
Exons: 2
Coding region: 86-391 (101 amino acids)
Biological process (GO): tRNA processing; nuclear-transcribed mRNA catabolic process, RNase MRP-dependent; intronic box C/D snoRNA processing
Cellular component (GO): nucleolar ribonuclease P complex; ribonuclease MRP complex
Molecular function (GO): ribonuclease MRP activity
Source: RefSeq, a predicted model, not a curated record
CGUAUACGUAUUUCCUCUGAAUUUGUCUAUUUCCAUAUGAAAUUGUUGUUUAAGAUUGAAAAUUGGUCAUUUAUAGAGCUAAUUUAUGUUAAGAAAUGGGUCAUAUGAUGACAAAGAAAUAGACAGGAAAAAAUGGCAAAUAAUGAUUAAACAAGCUCUUUAUCAGGCAUUUGGAUUAAGUGGAGAGUCUAUUAUGACUGAUAUUUUACAUUUAACAGAGGAUCAAUGUGUUUAUAUUCGUGUAACAUCAAAAGAACAAUCAAGGUUUUGGGUAGCAAUGACAGGAUACUGUGAAAGAAGUAUUCAAAUUCUGGGUGUAUCAGAUCAUUUAAUGGGUUUAAUCAAUAGAAGCCGAUUAGACAAGAGUUUAAGAGGGAGAAAAGAGAGUUAAAGGGUUUUACUGGGGCAAUUCUAUAUUUUAUGAUGGAAAUAUAUCU